Molecule: messenger RNA, 2839 nt
Organism: Brienomyrus brachyistius
Lineage: Eukaryota; Metazoa; Chordata; Actinopteri; Osteoglossiformes; Mormyridae
Exons: 3
Coding region: 1157-2014 (285 amino acids)
Source: RefSeq, a predicted model, not a curated record
ACAACUUUGCCCUUAUUGGCUGAACAAUUUUAGUCACACGCAUGACGUUUGUAUCUCUGGAAGUUCCGAUACGUUAUCUGCUAUUUCUCCCGAAAAGCCUGUAAAGAAGUAAAGUUUCAAUAAAUGCUCUAAUAGUACACAUAAGUUAAUCAUUUAUUUAUUGUUAGUUACUGUAAUGUUGCGCUGGUUUAUGUGUUUAAUCGUCUAGUCUGUGAAGAAGGCAUUCAAGUAAGAAUUGCAUUGUAUUCUGUGCAUGACAAUAAAAACUUUGAAUCCUUGAAAUAAAUGUAUUUGAUCUUUUUCCUGGCAGCUAUCUUUUCACUGCUAGCACUUUGGAUCAGGAGUUGGUUAUUGUAGAAGAGGUAAUGUGCAUGCAGGUGAUAUUUUUAUAGAUGUAUCUACACCCUUUUGGAAGUGCGGCCAUCUCAGUCAGGUCUCGCACUACGAGGAGUAGAAGUUGUCUAGUUUGGCUGCUGUCAGUUUAUAUUACAAGUUUAUAUUACAGUUUAUAUUAUUAUAUUACACUCCUGCAGCCGCCGGCAGAUGGCGCUCCCCCUCACGUCAGCUGCAGUCAGACCUAAGUGAAGUCGAACGCACCCAACGCAUUCCCAAUUAUCAAAAAAACCCACUAAUUGAAUGGGUCGCGUAAUUAUCGCUAUGAAUUCUGGGAGUCUGUGCAACUUCAAGACCGCAGCUCUCGUGUUACUUAUAACAAGGAAGGAACAUUAUUCUAUAUUUUUAAUGGCGACCGGAUGAUUGAUUGAUAUAAUGUAGUGUUUCAUUCUAUAUCCUGUUUUGAUAAGAUAUCGACAUUUCGUAAACAUUCGAUAUACAGUUAAACCAUAAUUGGUCCGUCUUGUUUCUUUGUCACCCAGAAACUUCACAACUGUGUUGUGAGCGGAUUUUCAGCGCUUAUAUGUUUUUAAACUUGUCUUAAAAUUUUGUGGUACUUCUACGUUUCUGCGCUUUUGUAAAUGUAGAUCGUAUGUUUUGUCAUUUGAUUAAAGCGUUUGAAGACUUUGCAGCGCGCUGACACCAAUCGGCCACCGUAGCUUAGCAACCGAAUCAUAACAAUUCUUUUCCGUUUAGAGUUUUCAUUUGAACAUUUAAAGCAGCUCAGACUUGCAGUUUAUCAGCAAGAGAGAAGACGCGAAAGAUGUCCAUCGUGAAAACCACCGUGAAUCUCCAGAGGAUUGACUGGCUGCUGCCGAAAGGUGCAGUCAGUGUGCGGAUCGCCCCGGAAUACAUCCCCGGUCCAGUUGGCCGAGGACAAACCAGUUCCAGUGAUGCUGGCCGUCUGAAGAAGUGCCGCACCAGGCCGCCGGCAGCCAGCUCCCUGACCACGUCUGCCUCUCCUGGAUCUGCUGCCAUCCCGGUGGCAACCAGCAGGGGUCAGCAGGGCACAGGCCGCCGUAGAAAUACGGCGGGAGGCCGGUCAGGGCGAAGAAGGAGGUAUGACCAACAGAAGGGGUUAGAGCCUAAGCCCAGCUCACCAACCUUCUCCUCCUCUUCAUUUUUAUUUCCGUCUUCAGCCCCCUCCUCUUUUGUUUCAUCCCCAUUUCUUUUUAUGGGCUCCUCUGUUUUAUCCCCACACUUAGUCACACCUGUAAGCCCAGCUCCACAUCCAUAUUCAGCUCCAGGCCUGGUUCAUCUGACCCCUCUGCUUCAGGCUCCAGCACAGGCUGUAGCCGCCUCAUCUCACCUGGAAAAAUUCUAUUGGUUGUAUAACUAUUAUGUAACCAAGUACUCUAAAAUGACCUAUGACGCCAAGUGCUUUACUGAGUACUGGUGUCAGGAGUUUUGGAACAGACAUUUAAAUGAAAUUAACUUAGCGAAACAGGGGAAGAAUGAGGAUAAUGAGGGUACUCAUUCAUCCAAGAGGCGUAGGAUUGAUGAAGAUGAGUUCAUCUUUCCUAUUGAUGCACUGGAGCAGCUAAGUACCAUGCCCAGGGCUCAGGAGAUGGGUGUGGAAAUGGGCUAUCAGUCAGAUGCACAUAGCUACAUUUCCCUGUAGAUUCAGCACAUAAUUACACGAGAGUUGUCAUACAUACUUAGGAUAAGAUAAAAUUAGGUUAUGUUACCAUAUAGUUCUAUAGCAUAAGGUACUAUAGGAUAAGCUUAAGAUAGGAUAAGGUUAAGAUAGGACAAGUUAAGAUACUCUUAACUUGUAUGCCAUUUUAUGUUUUACAAAGACAUGAUAAAUUACCAUAAGUUUAGGAUAAGAUUAUAUGAGAUAGGAUUGCAUAGCAUAAGAUAAGAAAGAUAGGAUAAGAUAACAUAGAAUAAAAUUAAGAUAGGAUAGGUUACGGUAAGCUUAAGAUUGUAUAACAUAGGAUUAGAUUAAUUAUAAAUAAAGCAGUCCUCCUUAGAGGGGGGGUGGUGGAGGGAAUAUUUAAGAAAUAAAAAUAGGAUCAGUUAACAUAAGGUAAAGAUAAGAUUGUAUAACAUAGGAUUAGAUUAAUUAUAAAUAAAGCAGUCCUCCUCAGAGGGGGGGUGGUGGAGGGAAUAUUUAAGAAAUAAAAAUAGGAUCAGUUAACAUAAGGUUAAGAUAAGAUUGUAUAACAUAGGAUUAGAUUAAUUGUAAAUAAAGCAGUCCUCCUCAGAGGGGGGGUGGUGGAGGGAAUAUUUAAGAAAUAAAAAUAGGAUCAGUUAACAUAAGGUUAAGAUAAGAUUGUAUAACAUAGGGCUACAGUGAAGAAAUCAAAAAUUUCAAGGCAGCAUGAAGGUAACGCACAAUCAGGGAUGUGCAAUUUCUGAGGCAUGUAUUCAAAAAAAGUAUUUUAAUUGUGUUUUAUGAUUCAUAUUUGAGUUCAUGAAAUAAAAUGUUUUUUUCUACAGA